Molecule: messenger RNA, 2109 nt
Organism: Selaginella moellendorffii
Lineage: Eukaryota; Viridiplantae; Streptophyta; Lycopodiopsida; Selaginellales; Selaginellaceae
Product: LRR receptor-like serine/threonine-protein kinase FLS2
Exons: 1
Coding region: 1-2109 (702 amino acids)
Biological process (GO): protein phosphorylation
Molecular function (GO): protein kinase activity; ATP binding; protein binding
Source: RefSeq, a predicted model, not a curated record
AUGAAAGACGCGUACAGCCUUCUUCAAUUCAGAUCUACGAUUUGGAACGAUACCUACAUGUCGCUCCGAAAUUGGUACCUAAGCUUUUCUGGGGACGCUUGCUCUUGGAAAGGCGUCUCAUGCUCAGCCAGCCGCCGAGUGAGUGCUUUGAAUUUGGCCGGGCUUACUCUCUAUGGCGCGAUUACACCUAGCAUCACCGAUCUGACGGAGCUUACAGUACUUGAUCUCUCAAAUAAUUCCUUCAUGGGGGGAAUUCCCACGCAAAUUUCAAGGUGUAAGGAGCUCACUGAAUUCAACGUGGCUUACAAUCUGCUUACAGCGGAUGUUCCAUUAGAGCUUGGAUUUCUUACAAAGCUCAAAGUUCUUCGCAUCAACGACAACAAUCUCUAUGGUAUCUUGCCUCCCACAUUUUCAAACCUGACGCAUUUGGCUCACCUCUCUGUUGCUGGCAACAUGUUGUCUGGAUAUCCUUUUGAGACCAUAUCGAUUCUAAAAAAUCUUGAGUUCUUGGACUUGAGCUCUAACAAAUUCAAAGGCUCUGUCCUCAAUCAAACAGUGGUGAAUUGGCCAAAACUGGCAAAGUUCAUUGCUAGAGCAAACAAUUUUGAUAACGUUCUGCCAGCAACAUUGGGAAAUCUCGUCGCACUCCAGGAGCUGGAUAUCAGUCAGAAUAGCAUACAGGGUACAAUUCCUGAUAAAAUAAACAAAUGUGGAAACUUGGUGAUUAUGAAUCUCAGCUGCAACGCUUUAUCCGGUGCCAUCCCAAGUGCUGUUGGUGAGAUUCCAACGCUUAGCGUUUUGGAUUUGAGGGCUAACUCGUUCAAUUCGGGUUUGCCUACUGGCAUUAAUGGAUAUAACAAUCUGGUGCGUCUUCAGGUCUCGAGAAACAAUUUUCUGGCCAUUCCCGACGAUCUUGCUACCCUUCCUAAUAUUCUUGACGUAGACAUAUCUCAGAAUCACCUAGAAGGCGUCAUCCCCUCUACACUUGGAACUAUGACCAGGGUUCUCAGCCUCAACUUUUCGUACAACAACCUAUCUAGUAACAUCCCUCCACAGAUAGGUGAUUGCGCAAGAUUGAGUGUUUUAGACCUGUCUCACAAUCUUUUAAAGGAGAUUAUACCCUAUACUAUCAUAAAAAUGCGAAGCCUGGAAUGCUUAAAUCUCUCAGAGAAUCAUCUUAGUGGAAGGCUACCGGAAGAGUUUGGGUAUCUCAGUGAGCUAACCGAGCUCGAUGUCUCUGGAAACGCAAUCGGGGGAACAAUUCCUGCAGCAAUUGGUACUUUACCCAGGCUGACAUUUCUAGACCUUGCAUUUAACAAACUCUCGGGAAUUAUACCGACAAAUCUCAACUUUCCUGCGUCAUCAUUUGUAGGGAAUGCGGAUUUGUGUGGGCCUAUUCUUAACAAGUCAUGUACUACAUAUGUUGGUCGAACUGUCGCUCCUGGAGGUAUGAUGGUUUCAGCGGCAGGGUUGGUCCUCACUAUGACUGUCAUAAUGAUUUUGACGUGGUGGUUUUGUUGCCGUGACGAGACUGACGAGCUGAACAGCAGUUUUCCAGCGGGUGUACUUCGCAGGCUGACUUCCGAGGCACUCCAGAGGGCCACAGAGGAUUUUAGCAGUAUUAACUAUAUCGGCUCUUCAGCAUUAUGCACCGUCUAUAAGGCUGAACUUUCGGACGGCUUGGAAGUUGCUGUUAAAGUACUUAGCCCUGAGUAUUACGGAAGCAAUCGUAGGAGUUUCUCUAUGGAGGCCAAGAUGUUCGCCAAAGUCUUGCACCCAAACAUAGUAAAGGUUGUUGGCUGUUGCAACAGUGUGAAUAUGGUGGCUUUGGUUUCAGAAUUGAUGCCAAAUGGAAGCCUUGAGAAGCAUCUAUACGCAGGAGAAGUGUGUGAUUUGACUUGGAUACAGAGGCUGGAUAUUAUUUUGGGAAUCGCAGAAGCUGUUGCUUAUAUGCAUCACGAAUGGGAGUCUCUUCUGUGGUGCGAUUUUAGAACAAGAAGCAUCCUACUUGAUGCACUCUUCAAACCUCAUAUAAGCAACUACAGGAUUGCUGGUAAUCCUUCUUCAGAGGAAAACUUGCCGCCAGGUGAAGUUUUAAGCCAUUUUUAA